UUAUGUUUAUUUAAGUCAGCAGGUCAGGCUGUCAGACAAACUGGACAAAACACAAAAAUGUAUAAUCCAUUUGAAUGAAAAAUGUAAUUUGUAUUAAAAUAAUAAAUUAUGAAAUAUCGUAUCACACCGUUGCGAUUUCUACAAAAGAAUUGGCUUUUAGUAGGUAUUUUGUGCUGUAUUUUUGUAGCCGGUAUUUACCCAAAAUUAGGAUCUAAACAAGGGCCUUUACGAACGGAGUACACAGUAAAAUAUGGUGCAGUAUUCAUUAUAUUUUUAGUAAGUGGUCUGUCUUUGAAAACAGAUAGCAUUUUUAAAACAUUCCAACAAUACAAGUUACAUUGCUUUAUUCAAUGUUUCACAUUUAUUUUUAUACCCCUUUUUGGGGUAGUAUUAAUCCAGUUUUUAUAUAUUUUUGGAGUUCAUCCAUGGGUAUUAAAAGGAAUCACUACAGUAGCAAGUAUGCCCCCUCCUGUUUCUAGUGCCGUAAUUUUGACCAGGGCUGCACAAGGGAAUGAAAGUGCAGCAAUAUUUAAUUCUAUUUUGGGCAGUUUUAUAGGUAUUAUAGUAACUCCUAUUUUAUUGCUUCUUCAGUUGGGUUCAACAACAAUAGUUCCCCUUUUAGAUACUGUAUUUCAGCUUGCAGUAACAGUGCUUUUACCUUUGACGAUUGGUCAAGUUUUAAAGAAACACACUAAAUUGAAAAUCCAAACGUUGCCUUUGAAUACAAUCAGCCAGUGUGCUCUAUUGUUCGUUAUUUAUACUACAUUUUGUGAUACAUUCCUAGUACCAGAAACGGGACUUUCCGCUUUGGACGUACUUUUUACAGUAUUUUCAGUUCUCUUAAUGCAACUGAGUUUGAUGAUGAUCAGCUUUCAUUUGGCAAACAUGUUUAUAAAAUAUUUCAAUCCGCAAGAUAUUAUAGCUAUAAUAUUUUGUUCGACGCACAAAUCUUUAACGCUAGGCAUUCCUAUUCUUCGAAUAAUGUUUCACGGAUACUCACACCUAAGUCAAAUAAGCUUACCACUUUUGGUGUACCAUCCAACUCAGAUAAUUUUGGGUGGCUUAGUCGUUCCUCAGUUGAAAGAUUGGAUGCAUUCGCAGAGAGCAAAACGACCACCAGUGUAGAUGUACAUAUUGAUUCGUAGAGAGCGCUAAUAGAUUAUGAAACAAAUUCAUUGCAAAUUCAAAUAUUUUGCAAACAAUUUAUUUUAGACAAAAAUCCUUAAAUAUGUCCAUUUGUAAUUUUAAAUGCCAAUUUUUUAAUAAUCUGCGAAAAUUAUGACGUCAUUAGUUUUAACACAGUGACGUAAUCGUUGAUUUUUUUAAAUUUUGACUAAUGCUUAUACAGGGACAAUAAAACUUACAUAAAUACACAAA
Diabrotica virgifera virgifera (western corn rootworm) is the source of this 1377-nucleotide messenger RNA. Its product is annotated as sodium/bile acid cotransporter 7-B-like. Gene Ontology annotation, cellular component: plasma membrane. The coding region runs from base 109 to 1125 and encodes 338 amino acids. The transcript has 6 exons. Lineage: Eukaryota; Metazoa; Arthropoda; Insecta; Coleoptera; Chrysomelidae. The record is from RefSeq and is a predicted model, not a curated record.